AUGAACGACUUGGACUUCGACAUAUUCGACUUCGAAUUAGAGUCUUCUGAAAUAAAGGAAGGUUUUGAAUUUCAUGACAAGCCCUCCCAUGUCGAUCCUACACACUAUGACGAGCUCCUUUCGCAUCCGUCGUCUGCCUCUGCAUACUACAGUGCUUGCGACUCCGGUAUCGAUGUCGGAGAUCUCCAGGACAAUGACAUCGAACAGUCAAUGGACGAGAUUUUCCUUGUCGAUACGCAUACAUCCAAUCCACAACCUACAAGUUCCAAGCCCAGGCAAGAGCCGCCGGACUGGAGGUUGUUAAGUGAAGCAAGGUCUACCGCCGAAGACCUCUUAUCAGCGACGCCAACCGACCACUGGCUUGUAAAGGUCGAGUGCAAUAAUGAGAAUGUUACCUCUUUGCACAAAACGGAUGUGGCAGCCAUUGAUACACAACAAUCCAUUACUGACACCGCUACUCCAUCGCCUUCGUCUUUGAAUUCGCUAUGGUUCGAAUCGGACGGAGAAGCCUCAUUUGUGGCGGGCGAAGAUCCUACUGUUUUGGCGACUUUCAGUGAAUCACCAACCACAGCAAUGCUGCUAGAUGCACUUGCCAAAAUGCUCGUUGAACUCUAUCUGGGUCGAACAGGUGCGCCCAUAGAUGGUGCCGAGAGCUCUUCGCAGACAAGUCCCACGUCAAGCACGUCUAGCCAUACACAUGGAACCGCAAAUUCGAGCUCUUUCACAACGUCUCCUUCAUCAACUCACAACUCUCCGCGGAAGAGACCACCCCCAGAUGACGAAGGAGAAGGGUCGAGGCGCAGAAAAAUCCCAAAGGCAUCCGACUUAUGGCCAACGAGUACUGCAUCGAAACUCCUGGCUUGUCCAUAUUCAAAAUUUGACCCUUGCCGGUAUUCUGAACGCAAUGAGCUCGAAAAGAAAUAUCGUGGGUGUUCGAGUUGCUUUCUCACAGAUAUUGCUCGCCUGAAACAGCAUUUGUAUCGCGUCCAUCGUCGGCCUGAGAAUUACUGCCCGAUCUGCUUCUCCUCAUUAGAGUCAAAAGUGGUCUUAGAUGCUCACAUUGUAGAGAGAUCUUGCCGACGACAGCUCUGCCCAUUCGAAGAGAAGAUGACUCAGGAUCAACUGACGGCAAUCAAAAGGCGGGAAAUGGGUCGAAGUCGCUCAGACGCAUGGUUCGACAUCUAUAAGAUCCUGUUUCCGAUUUCGACGUUGCCCGUGGAUCCGUACGUUGACAGUGCGCAUGCGGAUACUGUGCAAGACUUUAUUGCCUUUUUUGUGCGCGAGGGUCGAGAAGUCCUAGCCUCGGAGAUCAACCAAAGGAUGUUCGGACCUGUGAGCACUACGCCUGGAGAGCAAGAGUUUGUGGACAGGGUCCUUGAGGAGUCGAUAAAUGUGCUGCUCCAGCGGCUUGACGCGCGGUUCAGACAACCCUCCUCGUCUAAUUCUUCGUAUCAGUUCAAUUCGGACAAUGACUUCAAUUCCGAAACCCCCUUGACGUGUUGA
Molecule: messenger RNA, 1503 nt
Organism: Cladophialophora psammophila CBS 110553
Lineage: Eukaryota; Fungi; Ascomycota; Eurotiomycetes; Chaetothyriales; Herpotrichiellaceae
Exons: 2
Coding region: 1-1503 (500 amino acids)
Source: RefSeq, a predicted model, not a curated record